CCCCGGCUCCGCGGCCGCACAGCGGCUCGGGGAGCGGCCAUGGCGCAGCAGCCGGGCCGGAGGCAGGAGUGGGCAGGUGCCGUGGAUGCCCCAGACCCGGAGGAAGAAGAGGAGGAGGAUGUGGGGAACACGGCUUCCAUGGAAGAGGACGAGAAAGAGCUGGACCUGACGGACCAGGAGAUGGAAGACGUGAGGGCCCAGAUGUUGCAGCUGCUGGAGGAGCUGGAGGAGACGCGGGAGCUGGCAGUGAAACAUGAGGACGACUCGCUGGAGCUACAGGGCUUGUUGGAGGACGAGCGACUGGCCAGCGCCCGGCAGGCCGAGAUCUUCACCAAACAGAUCCAGAGGCUUCAAGCUCAGAUGCGCACGCUGAAGGAUGAAUUCAGCUCCCUGCAGGAGACGAAGGCGUUGGAGCUGGAGCAGGUGGAGCGGGAGCUGCAGGAGGCCAACGAAGAGAUCCACGGCCUGCGGCUGGAGGCGGAGGAGGUGGCGGCCAUCCAUGAGAACGAGAUCGCUGCCCUGCAGGAGCAGCUGUGCCGGCUGCGAGCCGAGCUGCAGCGCGUCCAGCAGGUCCGCGAGGAGUACGAGACGGAGAUCACCACCCUGCGCGCCGAGAUCACGAUGAAGGGCAGUGGCCAGGCCCGGGCCGAGAGCCAUGCUGACAAGGUGGCUAUGCUCCAAGAGGAGCUGCUGGCCCUGCGGGAGCAGUACCGGGACCUGAUGGAGGAGUACCAGACCCUGCAAGAGAGCAACAAGAUCAUGGUGCACCAGCUGGAGAACCUGGAAGCCCAGAAGUACAGAUCCAGGAGCAGGUCAGAAGAGUCUCGCAAGUCGACGGAGUCGGACGUGACCCAUCCCCAGGUGCGCCGGACCCUCUCUCCCCAGCGCGCCAGCCCCCGCCUGAGCGGCAGCGUCUCCUUCAAGACGGUGGACGACACGAGAACCAUCAGCGCCCCCAGCCGCAGGAAGGAACCGCUGAGCCAGGCCGAGGAGUGCGACACCGAGCUGAGCCUGCGUUUCCAGCUGCAGAGCGAGGAGGAGAAGGUGCAUCUGACCCAGAGCAAGUGUGACAACAUGCAGACCGAGCUGCGGGAGCUGCAGCGGCAGUAUCAGGCCAUCCAGCGGGAGCGCCAGCAGCUGCAGGAGGAGCUGAGGCUGUGCCGGGCGGAAAUCCAGAGACUCAAAGGCACUGUGCCCGCUGACGGGCGGAGCCGCCCACCCCCGAUGCCCCGUGAUCUCCCUCCCCCUCAUAGGACUGGUUGUUAUAGUGGCUCUGCUCUGGUGCUGGUGGGCCGAGACCUCUUCCUAAUGCCGCUCAGGUCCCGGCCGGGGGGCUGAAGCCCAUCAUCCUCUUUGCAGUAGCUGCAGCCGUCUUGCUGCUGUACCCCUGCCUGAAGCGGUCCUGUGCCAGCGCCGUGCCAGCCUGAGGAGCGCCACGCCCGGGCCGUGCCACGCCACACACACCCCGCCCCCCACAGCCUGCUGCCACUGGGAGGGCUGGAGACCCUUGCUGCAGCCCCCCACCACCACACGGAGGUCACCCCCCUGCCCCUGGUCAGUCACACCAUGGCAGCAUCUGCCCCACGUUACUGUCUGUCUCUCUCCUUCGGGGCUCAGGGUCAGGGACACCAUAUCUGUGGGGCAGGGAAGGGCGACUCGAGGAUGCUGCUCGGGGGUUGUGUGGAUGUGGGAGGGGGCUGGGAUAGGGAGGGGGUGGGCUGCAGGCUCCAUGGGAGAGUGAGGGGCUCCCUGGAAAGCAGCCUCAGCCAGCUCUGGGGCCCCCGGCUCUGGGCUGGCUCCAGUCCCAUUGGAUCAUAGCACCAGCUAGUGGGGGGGUACGAGGGGUCCCUGCCAGCGACUCCCAAAUGGAACCUGGUCCGGUGGAGUCCCAGCUCCCGCUCUGCCUCACACUGCCCCCCUCCGUCCCAACCCACGCCCUGCCCCACACU
Molecule: messenger RNA, 1949 nt
Organism: Gopherus evgoodei (Goodes thornscrub tortoise)
Lineage: Eukaryota; Metazoa; Chordata; Testudines; Testudinidae
Gene: CCDC136
Product: coiled-coil domain containing 136
Exons: 9
Coding region: 40-1338 (432 amino acids)
Biological process (GO): acrosome assembly; single fertilization
Cellular component (GO): acrosomal membrane
Source: RefSeq, a predicted model, not a curated record